AUGAAAACAGUCCUUGAUCCUGACGUUCGUGUAGCUUACGAACUUGAGUCAAACAGGUUCACAAUUGAAAGGGAGCAUACAUACAUGUCGCAAUCGCGGAUGGUUAAUGAUAUUCCCGGAAGGACAUGGAUUGCAAGACGUAUCGAGGAUUCAUUCACGCCCGGAAGAAGUGUGAAACUCGAGCGAUACAAGCUGAACGUUUACAGUGGAGGAGGAUUUUUCAAAUCACAUGUCGAUAGCCCUUCUGAUGACGAGAUGAUAGGCACGCUUGUCCUUUGCCUUCCUUCGCCCCACAAGGGAGGGGAACUGUGCGUUAGCCACGAUGGUUUAGAGCACGUAUUUGACUUCUCGAAUCAUUCUGGGGACAAAAGCAAGAUUCAGUGGGCGGCAUUUUACAGUGACUGCAUUCAUGAAGUCAAACCAGUUCUCGAAGGUCAUAGAGUCACAAUAACCUACAACAUCACUUUACCAAGCUCUGUGUAUCAUAAACAACGUCAUUCCCAGCACCUUAGGCCAAAAGAUGAUCCCGAUUCUUUAGAUGAACAUUUUGAAGUGAGCGCAGAAAAUCCCUCCAUAACCACCAAGGCCCUUGCCAACGUUAACAGCGAGCUGGAAAAGAUUCGUCAACAGGGAAGAAAUUCAGCAGCUCUGAUUGGGAUUCUUUUAAAGCACAAAUACAUCUCAAAAGGGCUUCAACCACCUUUACUCAAGGGUGAAGAUAAGGUGUUGUUUGAUUUCCUUAUGGAGAAGCAGUGGAAAUGCCAGCUUAUUAGCGUGCUUUCAAGAUAUCAAACUAGAGCAAUCCAUCCUUACGGUCUGUUUGAGGAUGGAGAGCUCGACGAAAGUCACGAAAUCUACGAGUUCAAUCCCUUGCCUCCAAGUAACCCUCGAAAUCUGAGUUGGACGCCGCGGAGCACGCGCCAAGAAUAUCGUCAGUGGCGUGUCGGUAUCCCCUUCAUCGACAUUUACAGAAGAGCAGAGAAUGGCGCCGAGCAACUGGUGCGCAAUAACGAAGGACAAGGAAGUUGGAUUGGCAACGAAGUUGAAGAUGUUGGUGUGGAUAAGAUUUAUUUGGAUUCAGCAGUAAUAGUGCACCUCCGCUAAAAAGCCAUAUUAGAACCCUGGGGAUACCGAUAUCUGCCGCUUUCAAGUUAUAAGCUCUCCCCCCCCUCCCCCCCACUUAUAAGGACCUCCCAGUUACAGGCUCAUCUCCCUGUAGACAAAAAAAUACAUCCCAAGCUAUUCUUGUUGCAAAACCCCUCGGAUAAAAGCUUUUCCUGUUAAAAGCAUUCCUAAAACCCCCCACAAAAGGGCUUCAGUGUAAGCAGCAGUUCGCGGUAUGUCCAAAGAAUCAGUUUGUCCGAGUUGAACACAAAGCCUAAAAUAGAACAUGAACAAAGCAGAACAAUUAUGUACAGCUAUUUAAAAUUAUAUAAGUUAAUGUAACUUGAAUUCUUAUUGGUUAACGAGGCGAGAUACGUAUAUAUUUAGCAUGGAACUGGAUCUUGUAACCGAGGCUUGAAAGUGAUAUUGACUCUUCUUCAUCAGAUAAGAGAUCUUGUUUGUUUGCUCUACAUGUAAAAGGAGAGUUACAUGAAGUUUGAAUUCUUUUUUUUUCCAGUGCAUAGCUUUAAAGAAACAAGUCUAUUUUAUUCAAAUAGUCUGGUUUUAGCAAGUGAAGAAGUCUGGUACUGUACAAACCGAACACUAGAAAGUAGCGUGCGAGAACGCGCGAGCGAGCGGCGAAGCCGCGAGGGGCAGAGUAGUGUCAAGGCGCAUUUUUUUUUCCCGCCUUUACUCAAGUUCCCUAUUUCUCAAUAUUCACUUUCUUCUCAGUGUGUUUCAGUCUACUCUCCUACUCAUUUACUUCUGCUACGGUUCGAAAACCUGUUCACACUGGGACGAAGGGUAGCCAUGCGAUAUGUGACAAUCCACGAUCAACAUCGGCGCGGCGCAGGCUUAGCUCCGUUACAGAAAUCACGCCGAAAUCCCCGUCUUAUGUGUGAACAGAAGCCCUUUCCGGUGUGUAUUUCGUGUCAGCUGAAGAGCUAUCCAGUGUUGUAUAGUGUAAACAUAGACUAAGUCAACAGAGGUUAGCUCGAUUACAUCCUAAUCGAUUCCUCGAGUAGUUAGUUACAUCACGUGUUCAUGAGGUCAUGUCCAGCCCUAUCUCGUUCACUUUUAAAAUACUGUUUUCGAGAAGGUUGUCUGAAGUACUACGUGUCUGGCCUUUCUCGCUCGUUACUAAUUUAGUAAUUAAGUAACGAAUAGAGUUUUCGGGCCCAGAAACUGUUCUCUGUAAAAUAAAUUUAAAAAUUAUUAAAAAUCGGAUUUCUGCUAAUGGACUUUCUGAACUUAAAAUAAAUUUUUAAAACCAAAAUUUUUUCGGGUGUUUUGAAAAACGCACGCAGGUUUACCCUCUUUCUCGAAAUAAGGGCGCGUUUUUUUACUAAAAUCCAAGAUCAGAUCAAAAAUCCGGAUCAUCAAGAUUUUUCAUUGAGAAAAGCAACGAUGUAUCCAAAAAGGGAUUACUUUUCAUUCAUUUCCACAGAAACGACCCACGCUAUCACGGAGAAAGAACAACACGGCUGCUGACAAGGUUGCAAGUUUGUUGAUGUUUCAUUGUGUUGUGGACGGUCAGAUUUAGACGGGCCAAAUGAAUACGAGUCUUGAAAUAAGAUAUCAGUACACAUGUAUUGGAAAAGUAAAGCCUUGUAGUUCAAAAAUGGUCGAAAAGGUAAGCAGCUUUUUCAAAAAGCUGAUGUAUGUAUUAAAAAUGUUUCGAGUUACCGCGGGAAAUAUUCUCUCUUUUCGGAUCCGUAGUAAAGAAACGCUUUGGAUCAUGUAUCCAAAGUAUCCGGUUUUGGAUAUGAUCCAAAGAAAAUAAUUCACCUCCGUUGUGGAUCAUGUGGAUCAAUGAUCCGUUUUUGGAUUUUAGUAAAGAAAAGAAAUAUCCGUUUUGGAAUUAAAAAUCCGCAUUCGGAUUUUAGUAAAGAAAUGCACCCUUGCGUUUGAGGAACAAAAUUAGGCUCCUACUCACAUCCAUUUUCCAAGAAAAAGAGGAAGUGGCUAAAGGCAGAGGCACGUGAUCCUGUUAGCCAAUCAGGUAUUGGGCUUUUUAAACUUCGUAUUCCUAGAAAAAGGUACAACUGAGAAAAGCUAGUAAACAAUCAAACACACACACCCCAUAAACUGAAAUAUGGCUGAGGCUUUUUCUAAGCGGCAGGCAAAACCAAGCGACCGAACCUCCUCUAAUUACAACCAAGUAGUAGGAAGAUCGAUACGAAAUCCUCCUGUAGGCUAUGUCGUCAACAGUCAUCACAUCAAAUGGGGAUACCGUUUCGAGGAAGACGUCAAAAAAUAUAACCCGCUUCUAGGCAGUCUUGAGCAGGUUUUCUCUAAGCCCUUGUUUUGCUGUGGAGGAAGUUUACAGCCACCAGAUAUUGAUAAACUUACUUUAAAAGUGAAGCCAACAAAAGACAAGGAGCACUGGCUUGAAUACAAGCUGGCAGAUCUUGCUGUGGACGAGUUGUUAAAAUAUUGCAGUCCUGCACCGUUCGGAGACUUAAGGGAAAUGAAAACAGUGCUUGAUUCCGAAGUUCGUCUGGCUUACGAAAUUGAAACCGAAAGAUUCAAGAUUGAUUCGACGGCGAGAAGGCUUGAAGUUGUUCCAGGGGGAGUAUAUAUUGAAAAACACAUUGAAGACACCCUGACUCCGGGAAGAUAUGUGAAACUUGCUCCGUACAAAGUCAAUGUUUACAACGAAGGGGGCUUUUUUAAGCCCCACGCCGACAGUCCUUCUGGUGAUGAGAUGAUAGGCACGCUUGUCCUUUGCCUUCCAUCACCCCACAAGGGAGGGGAACUGUGCGUUAGCCACGAUGGUUUAGAGCACGUAUUUGACUUCUCACAGCGUUCUGGAGAAGUUAACAGAGUUCAGUGGGCCGCGUUUUACAGCAACUGCAUUCACGAGGUUAAACCUGUCCUCGAAGGACACAGAGUUACCGUUACCUACAACAUAACUCUACCAAAUGAUCGUCACAAGCGACGUGGAGCCGAGUUUAUUCUGGGAUAUUCUGUACCUGUAAAAGAACAUUUCGAAGUAAGCACAGAGUGUCCCUCCAUGAUUGCCAAAAAUCUUGCCAACGUAAACGAUGAACUGCAAAAGAUUCGCCAACAGGUCAGUGGUUCACCUUCUCAUAUUGGAAUUAUUUUAAAGCACAAAUACAUCUCAAAGGGGCUUCAACAACGUCUGCUCAAAGGAGAAGACAAAGUGUUGUAUGACUUUUUGAUUGAGAAACAGUGGGAGUGCACGCUAAUGAGUGUGCUGUCACGAUACCAGACCGAGGCAGUGUAUCCCGACAUUGAAGAUGCAGAACUAGAGGAAACUCACGAAAUAUACGAAUUGAAUCAAUUGCCUUCCUCCCCUUUCGCUGUUACCAGUGAAGCCCCUCGUAACUACUGGCCAAUUGGAUUACGCAGAGACCAUCGAAAAUGGCGUGCGGGUAUCCCCUUCAUCGACAUUUACAGAAGAGACGAAAAUGGCACACUGGUUCGAAAUGACGAAGGGCACGGCCAAUGGCUGGCGAACGAUGUUGAAGCUGUUGGAGUAGACAAGAUUUAUUUGGAGUCAGCAGUUAUUGUGGAACUUUUUGAGAAACCGUAA
Molecule: messenger RNA, 4663 nt
Organism: Porites lobata
Lineage: Eukaryota; Metazoa; Cnidaria; Anthozoa; Scleractinia; Poritidae
Source: the annotation of a GenBank genome assembly